AUAAUAAAGAUGAAACAAUCAGUCAAGACGAUGAAAAUGAAACAAUCAGUCAAGACGAUGAAAAUGAAACACAAGAAAUACAAGUUUCAAUAAAACUCAUUUAUGAACUAUGGAAUUUCUAUAUGCCAAACACGGGACUUUCAAGG
Molecule: messenger RNA, 146 nt
Organism: Dentiscutata erythropus
Lineage: Eukaryota; Fungi; Glomeromycota; Glomeromycetes; Diversisporales; Gigasporaceae
Source: the annotation of a GenBank genome assembly